GAUGGUCUUCACAUUAUCCUCUGCAGUCCCUUCUCAGUGGUUAUCAGUGCAACUGUAAUGAUGAGCACACAUCUUACGGAGAAACAGGAGUCCCUGUUCCUCCUUUUGGAUGCACUUUCUGUACAGCUCCCACUAUGGAGCAUAUAUUAGCAGUUGCCAAUGAAGAAGGCUUCGUCAGAUUGUAUAACACAGAAUCACAAACCAGCAGAAAGACAUGCUUCAAGGAGUGGAUGGCUCACUGGAAUGCUGUCUUUGACCUGGCCUGGGUCCCUGGUGAACUUAAACUGGUUACAGCAGCAGGUGAUCAAACGGCCAAAUUUUGGGAUGUAAAAGCUGGUGAGUUGAUGGGAACUUGUAAAGGCCAUCAAUGCAGCCUCAAGUCUGUAGCUUUUUCCAAGUUUCAAAAAGCUGUGUUCUGUACAGGUGGGAGAGAUGGCAACAUUAUGAUCUGGGAUACCAGGUGCAACAAAAAAGAUGGAUUUUAUAGACAAGUGAAUCAGAUCAGUGGCGCUCACAACACUGUAGACAAGCAGACCCCUUCAAAACCCAAGAAGAAACAAAAUUCAAAAGGACUUGCUCCAUCUGUGGAUUCCCAGCAGAGUGUUACUGUGGUCCUGUUUCAGGAUGAGAGCACCUUGGUCUCAGCAGGAGCUGUGGAUGGGAUAAUCAAAGUGUGGGAUUUACGCAAGAAUUAUACUGCUUAUCGACAAGAACCCAUAGCAUCCAAGUCUUUCCUAUACCCAGGAACCAGCACUCGAAAACUAGGGUAUUCAAGUUUGGUUUUAGAUUCUACUGGCUCUACUUUAUUUGCCAACUGCACAGAUGACAACAUUUAUAUGUUCAAUAUGACUGGCUUAAAGACUUCUCCAGUGGCUGUCUUCAAUGGACACCAGAACUCUACCUUUUAUGUGAAAUCAAGUCUUAGUCCAGAUGACCAGUUUUUAAUCAGUGGUUCAAGUGAUGAAGCUGCCUACAUUUGGAAGGUUUCUAUGCCCUGGCACCCUCCUACUGUGCUCCUGGGUCAUUCUCAAGAGGUCACAUCUGUGUGCUGGUGUCCAUCGGACUUCACCAAGAUUGCUACCUGCUCUGAUGAUAACACACUAAAAAUCUGGCGCUUGAAUAGAGGUCUAGAGGAGAAGCCAGGAAAUGAUAAACAUUCCAUAGUGGGUUGGACCUCUCAGAAGAAAAAAGAGGCGAAAGCUGGCCUAGUAAUGGUAGCAAGUAGCCAGACUACUCCUGCCAAAGCCCCCCGAGCCAAGAGCAGUCCGUCCAUUUCCUCUCCAUCAUCAGCAGCUUGUACUCCAAGCUGUGCUGGAGACCUCCCUCUUCCUUCGAAUACCCCCACGUUCUCAGUCAAAUCCACUCCUGCCAAGACCCGCUCUCCUGUCGGCAGAAGAGGCUCCACUUCUGUGUCUCCCAAGCCACCCUCGUCUUUCAAGAUGUCUCUUAGAAACUGGGUGACCCGAACACCUUCCUCAUCGCCACCCGUCACUCCACCUGCUUCUGAGACAAAGAUCUCAUCUCCAAGAAAAGCCCUCAUUCCUGUGAGCCAGAAGUCAUCACAAGCAGAUGCUUGCUCUGAAUCUAGAAAUAGAGUGAAGAGGCGUCUAGAUUCAAGCUGUCUGGAGAGUGUGAAGCAAAAGUGUGUGAAGAGUUGCAACUGUGUCACUGAGCUUGACGGCCAAGUGGAGAGUCUUCACUUGGAUCUGUGCUGCCUUUCCAGCAACCAGGAAUCCCUUAGCAAGGACUCCGAAGGUCCUGCCAAAUCAAGCAAGGUUGAAGGCGCUGGUACAGGCAUCUCAGAGCCUCCUUCUCCUGUCAGUCCUUAUGUUUCAGAAGGCUGUGGAACCUUGCCUCUUCCUUUGCGACCUUGUGGAGAAGGGUCUGAGAUGGUGGGCAAAGAGAAUAGCUCCCCAGAGAAUAAGAACUGGUUGUUGGCCAUGGCAGCCAAACGGAAGGCUGAAAAUUUAUCUCCACGAAGUCCAUCAUCCCAGACACCCAAUUCCAGGAGACAGAGUGGAAAGACGUCACCAGGCCCGGUGACCGUUACUCCCAGCUCCAUGAGGAAGAUCUGUACAUACUUCCGUAGAAAGUCUCAAGACGACUUCUGUAGUCCUGAACACUCGACUGAAUUAUAGAUUUCUAAUCAGAAAGUUAACAGAACUCGGGUCUGCAAAGAUGGGUGAAAAGUGACUUUAUAAUUGUGGUCUUUAAGAAAAUGGUCAUUUUGUCAUUUUGGGAAAUGACACUGCCUAGGGUAGACCCAGCUUCCUGGGGUGAGUGUGUUUCCAUUUCGUGUGAUGACUUGUCAUCAUAGCCUUGUCUGGCAGUCUGAUAAUGACACCCCACCCCGCUCAUGGAACCAGAAAGCAAGGCGUGCCUCUUGUUAUCCUUAACUUGUGCAAGCACAGUGGAGGAGAGUAUCUGUAAGUCCAGCACAGGCCCAUCUGUGGAGGCCGCUCUGCAGUCUGAAGCAUCCUCUUGAGUCAGAGAGGCUUAAGUGAGUGAGCUGGGUCUUAUGUGAAAUAUAUAAUCUGUUCACUGCUUUUGUGUGUGUGUUUUUCAAGCUGUGUAAAAUGUGAUGUUCGUGUAAGUACAUUCACUGUUUCCGUGUUAAAAUACAUUAUCUUGAGUUGAAGUCAUGAUUAUUUUAAGUACAGAGGUCAGUGUCAACUAAUUGGGAAAGUAGGACAAAACAACAGGAAGUUGGACCGUUUCUGUGGAAGUGUGUGUGUGUGUGUGUGUGUGUGUGUGUGUGUGUGUGUGUGUGUGUGUGUGUGUGUGUGUCUUGUCUGUGUGUUAUUUUUGUAGUUUUGUGUCUGUGUGUGUCUUGUCUGUCUGUGUGGAAUUUUUGUAGUUUUGUUUUCAGAUUUUUAUCACAAACCAGCGUAGCUGUUGGGGUAGGGUAGGGGGUUGUUGAGCACUUUCUUGAGAGAGAUGCUUUAUAAAACCAGUAAUUAUAUGCUGAAACUGGUAUUUACAUUUAGAUAUAUUUCUCAGUUCUUCAGGGUUUGUGACUUUUUCCUUUUUUUAAUCUUCUGAUUUUUAAGAUAAAGUAAUAAUUUCUUACUGGUAUUUUUAUAAAAGACGUUAGCUCUGAAUUGAAAAUCCAGAAUCAGGGAAAGUAAGUCUUGGUGCUUUUAAUUUUGCAAAAAGCUCUAGCUCUAGUAUAUUGGUCAGCCAAAAAAAAAAAAAAAAAAAAGCACUUUAUCUAGAUGGUUAGUGAUGUCAGCUGACUAAAUAGUAUUCGAAGUGCUUUAACCUUUAUUUCCCUUAAAUGCUGCACGUUGUGGCAGUCCUCAUGAAAUGAGUGCCGUUAAAGCUCCCUUGGAAACCUCUUGGAAAGAAACCUUACAUUUGGGGAAGGUGUCCGCUAACAGUUAGGAAAGAGUUUUUCAAAUCCCUGAGGACUGGUUAAACUUUAUUUCCGUGAUUUUAAAUCUUUUCUUAAAAGCUUUAAUUCCUUUGAGGUUGUAAGUUAAGCUUAUAAAACAAACAGGACUGGGUAAGGAAUAAGUAUUGGUUUUCUCUGGUUUUAUUCAAGAAAAAAAUUCAAAGGAAGUCAAAUUACAGUCAAAAGCACAUACGGCAGCUUAAGAUGAAUGCUUAGGAAUCUGCAGUGAUGUUUGCUUGUUGAGUAUUAGGCAGUAGGGGUUGUUUUUAAUGAUGCAUACCUUCCAAUAAUGUUGAAUACCUCUUGCUCUGAAAGCCAGUGGUGGUAGUCAGUAAAACAGGUGAUUGAUGGCCACAUGUGGCGGCACUGGGGUAAGUGGCUGUCAGAAACUAAAGGCUUUGCUUGGGAAACUAGUGCCAUGGUGGGUGUCAAAGAUCACCUGUAACAUUAGUGAUUAUCCUUGCCUUUUUUAGUGCAGACUGUGAGCGGAGUCUGAAUAAUGAGCCCUUUAUCUUGUCUGGUGUCCUUUCCCAACCUUUUUACACUGACCUAGGAGCAAUCCACACAAAAAGGAGUGGGAAUGUCAAGUCCCUUUUGCUUGCUUGUGGAGUAAAAUGUGUUUGUUUACAAAGAAUAAUCUAGUUCAAGCUGAAAGAGGGUCUAAUAAACUUCCUUCCUCAACCUU
This is a messenger RNA of Cricetulus griseus (Chinese hamster), 4079 nucleotides long. The record is from RefSeq and is a predicted model, not a curated record. NCBI's taxonomy places the organism in Eukaryota, Metazoa, Chordata, Mammalia, Rodentia, Cricetidae.